GGCGGCUGAAUGAGGAAUCAGCCGGUGUCUAUUCUAUUCCAGCGCCUCAAUCAUAGCAUAGCACGAUCCUGUAGUAUUUUUGUGACCGUGUGACUGACGUGAUACUGUCAUUAAUCAUAAUUAAUAAAUAAUUUAACGGCAGGCAGCAGGUGCUGUCAAGAUAAAACUUAUCAUGAGCAAUUGAACCAGCCUGAAUUCUCAUCUCUAUCUUCAAACUCUCAGCCGCUCUUCCCUCUUCAAUGUGCAUCUGAAUUAACCACGGACUACCAAUUUUUGGACGUCUGCAGGUGUCCGCCGACUACCCACCCCAAGUGCCAAGCUCCUGAUUACCAAAUACUUGACUUAAGAAUUAAUACAGAGGCUCUGUGACAGAGUUGAAGAAAUAUUGAAAGUGUAAAAAUAAUGGCACAAUCUAAGACUGACGCGAGUCGUCACUCGAAAGGAAAAGUUGACAACGAAUGCUCAUCGUGGACGGAGUAUAUGCUUAUCCAUUACAGAUGGGUCAUUGUGAUUUUGUUUCUCCUCCCUAUGAGUGCAAUCUAUGACUUGAUCUAUUGGAUAAGGGCAUGGGUCAUCUUCAAGUUUGCUUCCGCUCCGGAUAGACAUUUGGAGAAGAUUGGGCAUGUUCAAAAGCAGGUGAAACAAUGGAACUUGGAUGGUAGACCUAAUAGGCUAUGUACUGCUAGGCCAGGGUGGCAAACAAUUUCAUUUCGUCAACCAAUAUACAAAUCCAAAUUGACAAAGAUUGAAGUAAAUCUAGUUGACGUGUUGAAAAUCGACGUGGAGAGACAGGAAGUUACUGUCGAGCCGAUGGUAACCAUGGGUCAACUGACUGCUACACUCAUUCCCCUGGGUUGGACCAUUCCUGUAUUACCGGAAUUGGAUGAUUUGACUGUUGGCGGACUUGUUAUGGGGACAGGGAUUGAAACAUCAUCUCAUAAAUAUGGACUAUUUCAGCACAUAUGCAGAGAGUUUGAAAUUGUUAGUGCGGAUGGAGAAAUAUUGAUUUGUAAUAAGGAGCAAAAUAUAGACUUAUUUAAUUGCAUUCCUUGGUCUUAUGGCACACUUGGAUUUCUAACUUCCGUGAAACUUCAGAUUAUUCCUGCACUUAGAUUCGUGAAAUUAGAAUAUUUCCCAGUGAAAUCUCUUGAAGAAAUAAAUGCUACACUUCGUGAGAAAACAUUUCUUCCAGAAGGAAACGAAUAUGUCGAAGGAUUAAUGUUUACAAAGGACACGGGUGUCGUGAUGGUUGGUAAUAUGAUAAAUUCUGCAGAACCUGGAAAGGUAAAUGAAAUCGGACGCUGGUUCAAACCCUGGUUUUUUAAGCACGUGGAAGGUUGUUUGUCCAACGGACCAGGACAAGUAGAGUAUAUUCCCAUAAGAGAUUACUUUCAUCGGCAUUCUCGCAGCAUUUUCUGGGAGAUUCGUGAAAUAAUUCCAUUUGGAAAUCAUCCUGUGUUUCGAUACCUCCUAGGCUGGCUAGUUCCUCCCAAAGUUAGUCUCCUUAAGCUCACCCAACCCGAAGCUGUAAAAAAGUUGUACGAACAGAAUCACAUGAUACAGGACAUGCUGGUGCCUAUGAAUAAGUUUAAAGAAGCUAUUGAAGUAUUUGAUACGGAAACUGGGAUAUAUCCUUUAUGGUUGUGCCCCUUCAAACUCGAAAACAAAGAAGGUCUCAUAAAUUCUUCAAAGACUGUCGACCCUACUCUCAUGUAUAUCGAUAUUGGUGCAUAUGGCGUUCCUAAUUCUCCUAAUUUUCAUCCAAGGGAAACGACCCGAAAAAUUGAGUCAUUUGUUCGCCAAUGCCAAGGAUUUCAAAUGUUGUACGCAGAUACAUAUGCUACUAAGCAGGAAUUUCGGCAAAUGUUUGAUCAUUCUUUAUACGAUCGAGUGAGAAGCAAGACCAAAUCAGCGGAAGCAUUCCCAGAAGUUUAUGAUAAAGUUUCUCUAUCUGCAAGAGCUUAAUUAAUGUAAGUUCUCUACAUGUUCUCGAAUAAAUUUUAUUUGGGAUGGCAAGAAAUAUUCCAAUUGAUAUGAUUGAAAUAAAUGAUUUUUUGAAGACACACA
Messenger RNA from Folsomia candida, 2067 nucleotides. RefSeq names its product delta(24)-sterol reductase. The record is from RefSeq and is a predicted model, not a curated record. Gene Ontology annotation, cellular component: cytoplasm; membrane. The transcript is spliced from 13 exons. Gene Ontology annotation, biological process: steroid metabolic process. NCBI's taxonomy places the organism in Eukaryota, Metazoa, Arthropoda, Collembola, Entomobryomorpha, Isotomidae. Gene Ontology annotation, molecular function: FAD binding; Delta24(24-1) sterol reductase activity. Bases 403 to 1965 code for a protein of 520 amino acids.